AUGUCCACCAACUUUAUGCCAAUUGAAGAAGUCAUUGAACAUUUCAAACAAAAUAAAUUCGUCAUUGUUAUGGAUGAUGAAAGUCGUGAAAAUGAAGGUGAUUUAAUAUGUGCAGGUCAAAACGUUACACCAGAACAUAUAGCCUUUCUAGUUCGUCAUUCAUCAGGGUACGUCUGUACACCAAUGACUAAUGAAUAUGCUGAUAGAUUAGAUUUACCAUUAUUAAGAACAGGUAUGAAAUAUGAAUCAUAUGAUGAUGAUAGACAUGGAACCGCAUAUACAAUCACUGUAGAUGUUGCUGAGGGAACCACUACGGGUAUUUCUGCUCAUGAUAGAGCUUUAACUUGUAAACAUUUGGCUAAUUCAGAGGCAAAGGCUACUGAUUUUUUAAAACCAGGUCAUAUUUGUCCAUUAAGAGCUGUAGAUGGAGGUGUUCUCAAAAGAAGAGGUCAUACUGAAGCUGCUGUGGAUCUUUGCCAAUUAAGUGGGUUGAAUCCAGUAGGUGUCAUUUGUGAAUUGGUUAAUGAUCAUGAUGGAUCCAUGAUGAGAUUGGAUGAUUGUGUUAAAUUUGGUAAAGAAUUUAAUAUCCCAUUAAUUACUAUUGAAGAUUUAGCCAAAUAUUUAGAACAACACAAGAAAUAA
Molecule: messenger RNA, 642 nt
Organism: Naumovozyma dairenensis CBS 421
Lineage: Eukaryota; Fungi; Ascomycota; Saccharomycetes; Saccharomycetales; Saccharomycetaceae
Gene: RIB3
Product: 3,4-dihydroxy-2-butanone-4-phosphate synthase RIB3
Exons: 1
Coding region: 1-642 (213 amino acids)
Biological process (GO): riboflavin biosynthetic process; aerobic respiration
Cellular component (GO): mitochondrial intermembrane space; cytosol
Molecular function (GO): 3,4-dihydroxy-2-butanone-4-phosphate synthase activity
Source: RefSeq, a predicted model, not a curated record